Lates calcarifer (barramundi perch) is the source of this 1637-nucleotide messenger RNA. It is a transcript of the gene cisd2, whose product is annotated as CDGSH iron sulfur domain 2. Gene Ontology annotation, cellular component: mitochondrial outer membrane; intracellular membrane-bounded organelle. Gene Ontology annotation, molecular function: 2 iron, 2 sulfur cluster binding. Lineage: Eukaryota; Metazoa; Chordata; Actinopteri; Centropomidae. Gene Ontology annotation, biological process: autophagy of mitochondrion; regulation of autophagy. The record is from RefSeq and is a predicted model, not a curated record.
ACGAUUUUUCUUGGCGUUUUCCAGUGUCACGGGAGGAGUUUACGUACCGGUGACAGUCUGCGUUCAGAAAUGAACGCAAUGACAUAAACGAACCCCAGGAACUAUUCAAGUCAAACCUGCCCAUUUGAGCAAUUCAAGAUGGUUUUAGAAAGUAUUUCAAGGAUAAUAAAAGUCCAGCUUCCAGCCUACCUCAAGAGGCUUCCGCUACCGGAGACCAUCGGUGGAUUUGCAAGGUUAACAGUGUCCGAGUGGCUACGGUUGCUGCCUCUCCUGGGUAUCCUGGCUCUGCUGGGCUAUCUGACCAUUCGCCCAUUCCUCCCUAAGAAGAAGAAGCAGAGAGACAGCCUGAUCAACCUGAAGAUCCAGAAAGAGAACCCCAAAGUGGUCAAUGAGAUAGACAUUGAGGACCUGAACAGUGCGAAUGUGUGUUACUGUCGCUGCUGGCGCUCCAAAACUUUUCCUGUUUGUGACAAGUCACACUUAAAGCACAACGAGCUAACUGGAGACAACGUGGGACCGCUCAUUCUCAAAAAGAAGAUACUAUAAUUGACCACUAAUGGGAGUUUUCCUCUCACCUCCCCAGUCUUUAGUUUUCAUUUUGUUACUACAGUUUGUAGUUCGUUUGUUUUUUUUAAAACAUUUUUUGAUCUUGUUUAUGUUGGUUAACUUCCCUCCAGAGUCUUUUUUUGAAGUGGUCUGACACACAAAAAUACACAUUUUCCUGUCUGAUUGUGUGGAAACUGUAGUUAGGGUCUUUGUGCAGUUAGGAAAGGUUUCUUUUUCUUUUGUUUUUUUUUUUCCUUUUUCAUGGCCAUUGUUCAUUUCUGUUUGUUAAUGGAACAACUUGUUAUAUGACUGUAAAUUCAGUUUUAGUCACGUCUCAGUCAGAAUCAGUUACAAAUCAUUGGGACCACUGUGAGGGGAAAACUUGAAACAUAAUUUCAGUGACGUUAUGAGGACUUUCAGUAAUUUGAACCCAUCGGGAGAAAUGUUUAUUUCUACUUAAAUGGUUGUUUAAAUGAAAUACCUAAUACUAGUCCAACCUGUAAUCAACAUUUUGCACUGUAUGUUUUCAUUUUGGACCAUUAUUUCAUUUUAUUUAACAGCCAGACGUUCUUUUUUUCUUAGCUUUCUUUCUCCUGCCUCAGAUUUUCUGUGUGCCAAAUAUUAACAUAAUGUCAGGAUGUGAAAUAAUCUCAUAUAAGUUAUUCAGAUGUACUUUGUUCAUAGCCUUUAAACAUUUGAGUUUUACAUUUUUUCUAAUUCACCUCUGCUGCCUUCAGACAUUUCAAACCACUGCACCGUUUAAUAAUAUCCAAUUCAAUUCAGUUUUAACCUCACUACCCUACCGAGGUUCGGCAACAUAACUUAUGCAGCUUGAGAUUUUUUGCUGUGUACUGUUCUUUUCUCGCCUUUGUAUUGUCAUAAUGGCUGUAUACUGUAGUUGUUAACUUCCUGCUGGAGCAAUAUUUUAUACAUAAAUGGUUUGUAUUGUCAGAUCUGUAUUGUCAUGAUGAGGUCUAUGAAUGACUGUGUGUUUAAGAGCCUUUGUAACAGUUGGAAUUCACUCGUUCUGCAUUUGAAAUGUAAUAUGUCGGGAUGUCAGGAUGUUUAACUCAACCGUUUUGACAAACACA